This is a messenger RNA of Ectocarpus siliculosus, 1969 nucleotides long. The record is from the annotation of a GenBank genome assembly. Lineage: Eukaryota; Phaeophyceae; Ectocarpales; Ectocarpaceae.
AUGCCCACAUGCGGCGAGUACACCACGCGGGCCCAGCCGCGGCGGCGGGCCGAGAUGGCAGCUCAGGAGCCGAUCUUCCUCAGGAAGACGUUCGAGAUGGUGUCCGCGUGCAGCAAGAGCGACGGUGAAAAUCUGGCGUGCUGGAGCCCUACCGGGGAGACCUUUAUCGUCAAGCACCCGGACGCCUUCUCCAGUGUCGUCAUCCCAAAGUUUUUCAAGCACAGCAAAUUCAGCUCAUUUGUGAGGCAGCUCAACUUCUACGGCUUUCGCAAGGUUAAGUCCAACGCCUCGGGCGCAGGCGUCAACAGCAAGUGGUGGGAGUUCAAGCACGAUCUCUUCCACCGGGACAAGAGCCACCUCCUCGCGGACAUGCGCCGCGCGACGCACUACGGCGUCGCCGCCGACAAGCAGGAGGUGGAGCACCUUAGGUCGGAGGUCACCCGCCUCCGCAGCCACAUCGACGCCAUGGGCGACAAGAUCGGUCAACUCACGUCCCUCGUGGAGUCUCUCUCCGUCGAAGGCCACACCGGCAGCGGCGGCGAUACUACCGCCGCAGGGCCCGCCGGACAACUGGCGGCGAGCCAUCGCCAUGGUCCGACCCCCCCACCAGGCGGGGACGAGCUCUGCGGAGUCCGGGCCGGCCUCGGGCGACUGUCGUUCGGGUUUGAUGCGGCGGCGGGCGACCAAGAGGAGGACGGGGAGGACUUGCGGUUUAGCCUGCCGCCUGCGGUGCCGGCCGGCGCGUGCGGCGUCCCCGACCGGAGCGACCUCGAGGACGUAGAGGUCGGCCUCGGCGAGGCCGACCCGGCCCUCGGAUCGUUCUUGCCGCUGCGCGCCCGAUCUCGGAAGCGCAAGCUCGUGCGGUUCGACGGGGUCUUGGCGAACGGCGGCGGCAGCGGCGGCGGAGGCGUUGUUAAGCAAGAGGCACGAGGAGGAGGAGGAGGAGGAGGAGGAGGCCACUCGCCGGCAGUGAUAAAGCAGGAGAUGACGGUGAAGCAGGAGAUGUUGGUCGACCCGAUGGAUGCCGAGAGCGAACUCGCGGGAGGUGGUGAUCUUGGCGCCUUUGCGUCGGCUUCGAACUCCCCGCUGGCGGGGACGCCAUCAGCGGAGUUGGUCAGCGGUUUCGGCGGGGGCGGCAGCAGCAACAGCAGGUGCCGGCGACGGCGAUUUCAAGGCCGCCAGCACCAGCGGCGACGUUGCGUUCUCUGGUGCUGCCACGACGGGUAAUUGUACCAGCGUAGUCCAGGGCGGCGCCGGCUGCAGGGCCUGUUCUUGUGUUGCACCCGACGGUGCUUCGUUAGGCGGCCGGGGGAGCGACGGUGGCGCCGACAACGGCAGCAGCUGCUUUGGCGACGGCACUAGAAGCAGUAGACAAGCUUGCCACGCGAUGGAAGAGGAAUCGAAUGUCGAAACCAGCGAGACGGGGCAGACGGGCGAAUCAUCGAUACCAUCGAUACCAUCACCACCGCCUUCGUUGUCAUUGAACACUCGGAGCGGGCAGAGUGCGGUGGUGCAGAUGGCGCUGCAGCAGCAACAAAUACAGCAGCAGCAGCAAAUACAGCAGCGGCAGCAGCAACAACAGCAGCAGCAACUGCAUUCUGUAGAGGACGCCGGGGGCAAGUCGAGCGGGGCAACUGGGCCCUCACCGUUUCCACCGCCGCCACUGCGCACAGGGGAAGAGCUCAACGAGGGACUGUCGGCGCUGAUGCAAAACCCCGCGCUCCUCGCAGCUCUGACGGAAAAACAACGAAGCAGCUGCAGCGGGAGCGGGAGCAACCGCAGCUCACCGACAAAAAAUAGUGCACCAACUGCUGCCGCUGCUGGACCCCAAACGGCCGAAAGCGACGCGAGGGCGACUGCUACGGAGAAGGGACACACACGUCCGCGAACCCGCUCGGGAGCAGUCGCCGCCGCCGCUUCGGCCAUGUCGGCGGCUUGCAGCAAAGGGGGCGGGAGUUGCGCUCCUGCU